GGGUCACGGAGAAGAAAGAGGGCCAGGCAGUGCCAGGAGUCAAGGCUGGUGGUCGCAUCGCCCAGCUGUCACUCACCUGUCUGCCAGCUGUCCCCAAGAUAGCCAUGAUGCCUCACCGUCAGAAGAGUCGGCUCUGCAGGAUGGAGGGAGACCUGCAGGCUCCAGGAGGGGUGCCUGGCAGGGCGUGGGUGAGGCUUCCUGUGUCUCAGGAACCCGAGUCCACUGCCGCCGCCUCCUCUACCCUGGCCUUGCCUACCCAAAGGGAAGUGUCUGCUGCUGGGCCCCCGAUUCGUGCUCAGAGCCGUCCAAGCACCUCCUCUGGCACUGGCAGUGCCGCCACUGCAAGGCGUGAAUCCCGGGGUGGUGCAGAGGCCUGCCAGGAUGCAGCAGACCUUAGGGCCCAGCAUGAGAACGCACUAGAUAUAAAGAUGGCUGAGUUGCUGCAGCUCCUCCUCCUGAAAUAUCGGUUGAAGGAGCCGAUCACCAAGGCAGAGAUGCUGUCUCAUGUGACCAAACAGUACGAAGCGUACUUCCCUUUCAUGUUCAGGAAGGUGUCUGAGUGCAUCCAGGUGGCCCUGGGCAUACAUGUAAAGCAAGUCGACCCCAUUCGUCACUGCUAUGUGCUCGAAACCGCCCUGGGCCUCACCUACAAUGGGAUGCAGGAUCAUGACAGGAGCAUGCCCAAGACUAGCUUCCUGAUCAUGGUCCUGGGCCUGAUCUUCUCGAACGGCAACCGUGUCUCUGAGGAGGAGCUGUGGGAAGCACUGAGUGCGUUAGAAGUAUAUGAUGGUAGGGAGCACUACAUCUACGGGGAGCCCCGGCGGCUCCUCACUGAAGAGUGGGUGCGGGAAAGGUACAUUGAGUACCGACAGGUGCCCUGCAGUGAUCCUGCUCGCUAUGAGUUCCUGUGGGGUCCCAGGACCCAUGCUGAAACCACCAAGAUGAGAGUCCUGCAGUACCUGGCCACGUAUUAUUCUGUGGAGCCCGAAUCCUAUGCAUCUCUGUAUCUAGAGGCUUUGAGAGAGGAGAACCAGAGGGCCCGACUAGGAGAUGCAGCCUGAGCCAGGCUCACUGCCAGCCACUUUUCCCACCCUUUGGAAAUCCGGUUCCAUUCUUCCUUAAGGACUCUGGUCAGCGGUCAGAGUGCGACAAGGCCAGGGUGGGUU
Molecule: messenger RNA, 1166 nt
Organism: Ochotona princeps (American pika)
Lineage: Eukaryota; Metazoa; Chordata; Mammalia; Lagomorpha; Ochotonidae
Product: melanoma-associated antigen 8-like
Exons: 2
Coding region: 105-1061 (318 amino acids)
Biological process (GO): negative regulation of transcription by RNA polymerase II
Cellular component (GO): nucleus
Source: RefSeq, a predicted model, not a curated record